GGUGCGGGAGCAGCGCUGGCGCCGGGGACGCUCGGGUGGCGGCGGCGGUCGGCGGGAGCGCGCGCGGCGGGACCAUGAGCGACAGCGGCGAGCAGAACUACGGCGAGCGGGAAUCCCGUUCUGCUUCCAGAAGCGGAAGUGCUCAUGGGUCUGGCAAGUCGGGCAGGCACACGCCGGCAAGAUCACGCUCUAAGGAGGACUCGAGGCGUUCCAGGUCAAAAUCUAGAUCCAGGUCUGAAUCCAGAUCUAGAUCGAGGAGGAGUUCUCGUAGACACUACACAAGAUCCCGCUCUCGUUCCCGCUCUCACAGGAGAUCCAGAAGUAGGUCUUACAGUCGGGACUAUCGGCGGCGACACAGUCACAGCCAUUCCCCCAUGUCUACUCGCAGACGUCAUAUUGGAAACAGGGCAAAUCCUGACCCAAAUUGUUGUCUUGGCGUGUUUGGAUUGAGUCUGUACACCACAGAAAGGGAUCUGAGAGAAGUUUUCUCCAAGUAUGGUCCAAUUGCUGACGUUUCCAUUGUGUACGACCAACAGUCACGGCGUUCAAGAGGAUUUGCAUUUGUGUACUUUGAAAACGUCGAGGAUGCUAAGGAAGCUAAAGAACGUGCCAAUGGAAUGGAGCUGGAUGGAAGGAGGAUCCGGGUAGACUUCUCCAUAACAAAAAGACCUCACACACCAACCCCUGGUAUCUACAUGGGAAGACCAACUUAUGGCAGCUCACGACGACGAGAUUACUACGACAGAGGGUACGAUAGAGGAUAUGAUGAUCGUGACUAUUACAGCAGAUCAUAUAGAGGGGGCGGAGGAGGUGGAGGAGGAGGUUGGAGAGCAGUCCAAGACAGGGAUCAGUUUUACAGGAGAAGGUCCCCGUCCCCGUACUAUAGCCGUGGGGGCUACAGAUCUCGCUCCAGAUCUCGGUCCUAUUCACCUCGUCGCUAUUAAAGCAUGACAUGUAGAGGAAUUUCUAGUUGCAGCCUUUGAGUUGAAAUUGCAAGUUUGUGGACAAUAUUUUUUUAUUGUCUCUUCUGUUUAAAAACAAGUGAACAGUGCCUAGUGAAUAGGUGACUUUUACACCUUUUAUGAAGACUACUCUUUCCGUGAUGUUAAAUGCUGUUUCAUUCUGCAUAUUUGUGUAGUUUGGUGCUUUGUUUCAGUUUGUGUUUUGAAGAGUAUGUUUUGCAUGUAUUUUUUUAGUCUCCAUUUUGACUUCCUGAAAGGUUUCUAUUGUAAAAACAGACUGUUCAGUUAGUUUUUCUACUGACUCCAAGGUAUUCUGAAGAUCAAAACCUGUGUAAAACACUUUCAAAAAGUUGAAAAAAAAAUAAAAUACUGUUUUUUUCCUACUUACUCUUGCCAAGUAUAAAUGUCAGUUGUAAACGUUCUACAACACUACCUUCUUACGUGGUAUUCCCGAAGGCGUAGCACGGAGGCCAGAAAUAAAAU
This is a messenger RNA of Nothoprocta perdicaria, 1445 nucleotides long. RefSeq names its product transformer 2 beta homolog (gene TRA2B). Lineage: Eukaryota; Metazoa; Chordata; Aves; Tinamiformes; Tinamidae. Gene Ontology annotation, cellular component: spliceosomal complex. The record is from RefSeq and is a predicted model, not a curated record. Gene Ontology annotation, molecular function: RNA binding. Gene Ontology annotation, biological process: positive regulation of mRNA splicing, via spliceosome. The coding region runs from base 75 to 944 and encodes 289 amino acids. The transcript has 9 exons.